CUCCGACUUCUAUACUAGAUCUCUCCUCCGUUGUUUUACGUAAAUUAUUAUCAUCAUCAUCGUACAACAGAUGGGGUUGCGAAUUUUAACGAUUGGUGUUGUGGUUUGUUCGAUGUUAUUUCAGGAAAUUAUGGGGAUUAGAUUUGUGAUCGACAGAGAAGAGUGUCUGUCACACAACGUUGAAUACGAAGGCGACACUGUUCAUGUCUCUUUCGUUGUUAUUAAGGCCGAAACUAUGUGGCAUUUCGCUGAAGACGGUGUUGAUCUUCUGAUAAGAGGCCCGGGGAAUGAACAUAUACACGCGCUACAUGACAGAACUAGCGAGAAAUAUGAGUUCAUGGCUCGCAAAAAGGGCGUAUAUCAUUUUUGCUUCACAAACAAAUCUCCAUAUCACGAAACCAUAGACUUCGAUGUUCAAGUUGCCCAUUUUGCAUACCAUGAUCAGCAUGCGAAGGAUGAGCAUUUCAACCCGUUAUUUGAACAAAUAUCAAAAUUAGAGGAAGCGCUUUACAACAUUCAGUUCGAGCAGCAUUGGUUAGAGGCUGAAACUGAUCGACAGGCAGUAGUAAAUGAAGGAAUGAGUAAGAGAGCAGUUCACAAGGCAAUAAUCGAAUCUAUAGCACUAGUAGGUGCUAGCAUCCUUCAGGUUUAUCUUCUUCAGCGUUUGUUUGAGCGCAAGCUCGGGACUUCAAGAGUUUAACACGAUCGCAUGCCUUUAUUUUAUGACCAUUGGCGUAUUUCAGCAUAUACAUCCUUGUAUAAGAAGAAAAAAUAUUUAAUACUUUUCAUUUAUUCACAUUUUUAACACAUUUUUUAUGGCCGCGAAUCAUGUUUAUGUAUGUCUAGAAUGAGUGUCUUUUUUUCAAAAUGAAAGAUUUUCGCUUUGUAAUAGCUACAUGUUAAUU
Messenger RNA from Helianthus annuus (common sunflower), 905 nucleotides. RefSeq names its product transmembrane emp24 domain-containing protein p24beta2. The coding region runs from base 71 to 700 and encodes 209 amino acids. Gene Ontology annotation, cellular component: endoplasmic reticulum-Golgi intermediate compartment; endoplasmic reticulum; Golgi apparatus. The record is from RefSeq and is a predicted model, not a curated record. Gene Ontology annotation, biological process: intracellular protein transport; Golgi organization; endoplasmic reticulum to Golgi vesicle-mediated transport. The transcript has 4 exons. Lineage: Eukaryota; Viridiplantae; Streptophyta; Magnoliopsida; Asterales; Asteraceae.